CAACGAUUUAGCGUUCACAAGCAUGUCGCUGCAUGCAGUUGGCACUCGGAGACUUGAAACGAACUGCACCCCGCGAAAAGUUUCCCACACAAACAUGCGAAGAACGUCUAUCAGCUUCUCGCAGAAAGUUGCCCACCCAGAACUUAUUGCGAACCGUUUGUCAGCCGGAGCCCGUGUAUGCCCGAGUCAAUCCUCGUGUGACAUGAUCGCAUGAUGGCGGCUGGAGCGAGUGUCUCUGUGUAUAAGAGGACCGCGUCGUGGUUUUCAGGAGCCCAUGAGAUAGACAAUUGAUCAGCAACACUGCGGCUUCUUUCAGCCAUUCCUCUGCACUCUCCAGCCCAAGUUCUUAUCUCUCAAGCCCAAGUUCAUAAUUUCUCGUGCAAUGGCGAACAAGAAGGCCCUCGUCACGGCCGCCACCGGCUUUAUGGGCGGCAGCUUCCUCGCGCAGCUGCUUGCUUCGACCGACCCACGCAUCAAGGAGCUGUCCUUCUCCACACUCGUCCGCAAGCAAGAGCAGGCCGACGUGCUGGCCGCGCAGGGCGUGAACGCGAUCCUGUUCUCCGGCCUUGACGACACCGACUUCCUCCGCCGCGUGGCCAGCGAGCACGACAUCGUCAUCCACAGCGCCCACGGCUUCCACACAGCCUCGUCCAAGGCCCUGAUCGAGGGCCUGGCCGAGCGGAAAAAGGCUACCGGUCAAGACGUCUUCUUCAUCCAGACGUCAGGCACCUCCAACCUAGGCGACUUCCCCAUCACCAAGCGGCACGUGCACCCGCCGGGCCGCGUCUUCCGCGACCGCGACGAGAACAUCUACCGGUACAUGGUCUCGCGCGAGGCGGAGACGCCGUAUGGGCAGCGCACGACCGACGUGGCCGUCGUCGAGACGGGCAAGGCCACGGGCGUCAAGACGUACAUCGUCAUGUCGCCCAUCGUGUACGGCGCCGGGCUCAGCAAGUCCUUCAAGAACCAGUCCUUCAAGAACCGGUCCUUCCACGGGCCGUUCAUGAUCCAGUCCGCGCUGGCCAAGGGCCAGGCCGUGUACGUCGGCGACGGCGCCGAGGAGUGGGGGCACGUGCACAUCGAGGACCUGGCCGCGUUCUACGAGAUCCUCGUCAGCAAGCUGCUCGCCGGCGAGGACCUCCCCGAAGGCGAGCACGGGGUGUACUUCGCGAGCUCCGGCACGCACACAUGGAAGGAGUUCGCCGAGGCGACCGGCAAGGCGGGGUAUGAGGUGGGCGCGCUCAAGACGCCCGAGGCGGUGUCCGUGCCGCCGACAGCGGAGGUGUUUGUGAAGCUCCUGGGUGGCUUUGGCACCCCCGAGCAGGCUGCGAUGCUGGCGGAAGUGGGCUUCGCGUCGAGGUGAGUCGCAGUGUUUGAACCUCGUACUUCUCUGCAGCAGGGUUCAUAUCUAACGUGCACCA
Messenger RNA from Thermothielavioides terrestris NRRL 8126, 1421 nucleotides. RefSeq lists its product as uncharacterized. The transcript has 2 exons. Bases 383 to 1363 code for a protein of 326 amino acids. NCBI's taxonomy places the organism in Eukaryota, Fungi, Ascomycota, Sordariomycetes, Sordariales, Chaetomiaceae. The record is from RefSeq and is a predicted model, not a curated record.